Molecule: messenger RNA, 1961 nt
Organism: Coffea eugenioides
Lineage: Eukaryota; Viridiplantae; Streptophyta; Magnoliopsida; Gentianales; Rubiaceae
Exons: 2
Coding region: 338-1648 (436 amino acids)
Source: RefSeq, a predicted model, not a curated record
AGAGACCUUUCAACACUACUAUUUUCACUCCCUUUUUCUCGGCUUUUUUCUUUUACCUUUUUUUUAGCUGCUGUGAAUUUUCACUUGCUUCUAUGUGCUUUUUGGUGUUGGAUUUAAGCUUAGUUUGCUUUUUGUUCUCGAGAUGUGUAAGAUCUGAAUUUUUGUUUCGCUCUCUUGGACUUUUGUAGUAAUUAUUUGGUACAGAACAAAAGGUGGUAACUUUGUCGAUAUUUGGUCAGUCUUGAUUUCACUUUACUCGGGCCUUGCAUCUUAGUGGAAUUGGAGAGGGUUGUGUUUUGAAGCAGAAGCAGAACAAGGCUUAUUUUGUGGUCUUGCAAUGGAUUCCCCUCAAUCUGUUGUAUCGCCGUUCAAGAGCUCUGCUGUUUUUGCUGAGCCUGAGAAGCAGACUGCUGAUCUCUUUGUCAAAAGCCCUGAUCACCUGUCAAGGGGAAUUGGUGCUCACAGAAAGGAGGCUGAGGUUUAUAACUUGGAGGAAUCCGUUGGAACUCUAGAGGUUUACAUAUACCAGGCUAGGGACAUCCACAACAUAUGUAUAUACCACAAGCAAGAUGUUUAUGCCAAGCUUUGCCUCACAAGUGACCCUGAAAAUGCUGUCUCCACUAAGAUAAUUAAUGGAGGUGGGCAGAAUCCAGUCUUCAAUGAGAAUCUUAGACUUGGCGUUCGUACUGUCGAUACUUCCCUGAAGUGUGAGAUAUGGAUGCUCAGCAGGGUCAGGAAUUAUCUUGAAGACCAGUUGCUGGGAUUUGCUUUGGUGCCUCUGUCUGAUGUCCUGGUCAAGAGUGGGAAGCUAGAGAAAGAGUUCUCUCUAUCAUCAACGGAUCUCUUUCAUUCCCCUGCUGGAUUUGUUCAGUUGUCCCUCUCCUACAGUGGGGCUUUACCUGACGUGCUGGCUAUUUCUUCUGCUCCUCCAUCUGUUGUUACUGAUGUAGCUGUACAUGAUUCAAAAGCAGCCGAGUCUGUUCCGGAUGAACUUGACAAAAUUGAGUUCCCUGAUCCCAAGAUAUUGAAUGAGAAUCAUUUGAUGGUCUCCGAGUAUUUUGGGAUUCCAUGUGCCAAUCUAGACUCCCAGAGCUCUGACAGCUUCGUUUCUUCAGAUACUGAAAAUCAGCUGAGUUCUGAAGCUGGUGUUCAGUUUGUCGAGAGUUUGUCAAUGGGCACCGUUGGUUCUACCCAAUUCCCAAAGCUUGAUUCUCCUCCUAGCAGCGGGUCCACAUAUGGUUCACCAACUGCUUCACUUCCAGUGAGCUCCCAGUCUUCCGAGACACCAGUAGUUUCAAAAUCUGCUGCUACUGAAUAUGCCUUACCUCCUAAAGAAAAUGUGAAAGAGAGAAGCGCAGAUGCGGGAGAUGCCGAGAGUAAGGCAUCUGAAAACCUGCCUGGCGAUUCAUUUGUAAAACCUGUCGUCACUGUGAAGAUUGAGCCAGAACAAAAGAUGGUGCAACAGGAUAUUGUGGAUAUGUACAUGAAAAGCAUGCAGCAAUUUACUGAGUCAUUGGCAAAAAUGAAACUUCCCAUGGACUUUGAGAGUGGACCAACCAGUUCUGGAAAUUCAAGUUCUGAUCAGAAACUAGAGUCAUCUAAGAACUCUGGCAAUAGAGUAUUUUAUGGCAGUAGAGCUUUCUUCUGACUUCCUGUUUUAGUGGAUGGGACUUCACAGGUGACUUUAGUGAUUAGAAUCAAGUGCAAUGCCAUCAGUAACACUAAGCUGAGUUUUGAUUGUGUCAUUUUCGUAUGUAAGCUGGCAGUGCUUUAGGUGAUGGAAAAGAUCUUGACUUGUUCGUGUUGUUUAUUGCAGUUGCUCCUAGUAUAUAUUUGUCACUGCUGUACUUCAUCAUUCUAAUCACUGAUAUACUUGUGAUGGUUUGAAAACUCGCCGGUCUGGGUUAGAGUCUUUGUAAAUUUCUGAUUCUACUAAUAACCCAAUCAACUUUCUACAAGAA